This is a messenger RNA of Rhizophagus irregularis DAOM 181602=DAOM 197198, 1952 nucleotides long. Lineage: Eukaryota; Fungi; Glomeromycota; Glomeromycetes; Glomerales; Glomeraceae. The record is from RefSeq and is a predicted model, not a curated record.
UAUGUAUGUAGAACCACCGAUGGAUUGGAAAAAAGCGUUUGAACGAUAUCUGCACAAUAUUCCAUGGUAUUAUUAUUCGAUACUCUCUAAUACAUUGAAGCAUUACGGAAUUUAUGGCAAUAUAUUUCCAAUGUUAAAUUUAGAGAGGUAUGAUUCUUGGUGUAAACAACUCACGAAAGAAGCAGAACUCAGAUUCAAUCAACUGAUCGAUGAAACUGUCUCCAAUCGUUUGGUAUGUUUGUAAUCUUUUCAAUCCUUUAUUAUUACCUAAAAAGAUAAACGAAUCAGAUUUGUUAGUAGCUAAAACGGAUAGCAAAAGAUGUGAAUUAUUUGACAUAAUGGAAACGAUGAUAGAAUACGAUCCAAAACAUUCAUUACCUAUUGAUAUUAUGGGAUAUCAUAUACCAGUGGUGAAAGAAAAAUCCAAACUAGAACUAAGAGAUCCCGAAAUAUAUCAUGAUAAGGUACCUGAUAAGCGGGCAUACGGGAAUCCUUAUAAAAACCCUGAUAAAUAUAAGAAGGUAGUUCCACAUCGUAAGAUACCGAAAUGGUCUCCAGAAAGACGAACAAAGUUAUUAACAAAUCCUACAGGAAUUGUUUUCAACGGUUCAAUUAAAAAUGAGGUUUUACCAUUUAAAAUAGUUCCUGGAAGACAAAUAAUACCAAAUAUAACGAAGAUACACGUAAAUACUAUGUUGCCAAGGAAUCCUUUUGAAGUGGCUAUUCCGGCUAUCCCGGUAGUUAAAAUUAAUAAAAUAACGAACGGUAAAAUGCGCGAUUAUAGCACUAAAUCUAUAACACCUCCACCAACACCACCAAUUGAUAAAAUGUCACCGGCAAACUUAUCAGAUGUUAUGGAAGUAGAUGAUAUACAUAAUCUAUCAACAGUUACAGUAAAUGGAACUAACGGUGUUAUUAAUUCAAAUUAUGAACAAUCUAUGAUACAAAAAGCAUCAUAUAAUGUUACUCCGGACAAUAAAUCAUUAAAUGGUAUUAAUACGCUAAAGAAAACUGAACCAGCACAAUAUUCGAAUUCUGAUUUUGUGAGUUGGGUGUCAACUGACAAAAUUUUUAAUAAUUCGGAUGUAUUAGAUCAGACAAAAUCAAAUUCUUUAGAUUCCUUGAGAAGAGAGUCAAUACAGCAGAAAGCAACAGUAAAUGGACAUUCUGCAGAAUUGUCAUUAUUAAAUAAGUCAAAUUUAAUGACAUCACCGCCGCCAGAACCUAGCGGAUUAGAUAUUUUGAGUCAGGUUGCUCAAGAUUUUGGUAAUAUAAGGCUUGGUCGACGUAUGAAAUUAUCUCAAAGGGUAAAUCAAAGAUUAACUACAUUACAACCAGUAAAGGUUGACGAAAAUUUGUCAAAGUUGGCAUUUGAAAUCAAGAAAAAAAUUCAGAGUACAAAAAUAGGUGAUGAGUCAAUUAUCAACCAGGUUCAAGAAAUCACAGAAUCAGACUUUUCAAAAGAAUCCAAAGCAUAUUUUGUAUUAUCAAUUCAAAAAUAUGCCAUAGCAUCUUCCAAGAAGGACUUGUCAAAAAAGCUACAACCAAUCAUUGAUAAUCUACAAUCAGGCUUAACAAAACGAGUAAAUUCUCGUCUUACAAAACAACUAAACUUUGUUAAACCACGGCAAAAUUAAUGGACUAUUUAUAAUUAAAUAAAAGUGAAAUUCCUAGAAAAAACAAAAAAUGAGGAAAGUUGAAAGGAAGUUGAUAAAAAAAAAUAAGAGAAGGGUGAUUUUCAAAAUUUGUUUAAAAAAUAAGGUGAUUAAAAAAAUUAAAUCACUUUUUUAAUUUAAUUUAUUGAAGGAAGUUUUUUUUUUUUUAAGAUUUUCAAAAGUAUUAAAAGUAUUUAUAUAAUAAAAUGUAAAUAUAUUAACUUAUUUAAAUUUUAAUCAAAAUUUAUUUAAAUUAUAUCAUUUUAAAUUAUUUAUACAUACAAUUGUCAUAAAAAU